This is a messenger RNA of Hibiscus syriacus, 426 nucleotides long. RefSeq names its product protein SEH1-like. The record is from RefSeq and is a predicted model, not a curated record. Gene Ontology annotation, molecular function: protein binding; structural molecule activity. The coding region runs from base 1 to 426 and encodes 141 amino acids. Gene Ontology annotation, biological process: positive regulation of TORC1 signaling; cellular response to amino acid starvation. Gene Ontology annotation, cellular component: nuclear pore outer ring; Seh1-associated complex. The transcript is spliced from 3 exons. NCBI's taxonomy places the organism in Eukaryota, Viridiplantae, Streptophyta, Magnoliopsida, Malvales, Malvaceae.
AUGGCAACACUCGACGGAGGUACGGCAUGCUCGGCCUGGAACUAUUGCGGCCAGAGGUUAGCCGCCGGUUCCGUCGACGAUUGUCUCUCAAUUCUAUAUUCUCGUGAUCCUUCGUUUUCUUCAUUCACUUCGUCUUCCAAAUUCAAGGUGCAUGAUGGUGGCAUUGUGAAGGUUGCUUGGAUCCCGCCUGAGUAUGGGGAUGCUGUUGCUUGCAUUGCCGGAGAUGGAACUUUAUCAGUAUGGGAAGAGCUUGUGGAAGGUACAAAGCCUAUUGAAUGGAAGAUAUGUAGGAGCUUUAAAACUAGCUCCAAGGUUUUAGAUGUUCAAUUUAGUGCCGGUCAAACGAGUUUGAAAAUGGUGAGUUUUAAAAUUGACUUCUUUUUUCCCCUUCUAAUUCAUGUCUACAUAAUAGCCCUUAUGUUCUAG